This is a messenger RNA of Paramecium pentaurelia, 1127 nucleotides long. Lineage: Eukaryota; Ciliophora; Oligohymenophorea; Peniculida; Parameciidae. The record is from the annotation of a GenBank genome assembly.
AUGAAUAAUAACUUAUUAAUAAUAGUAUUUUUUUCUGCUUGGACUCUACUAUUUCUAUUGAUUUUAUUUAUAGGAUAUUUGCUAGAUAAAUCAUAUUAAUUAGCAUCUAUAAGUCCAUAAACAAAAAGUAUAACUCCUUCAUGCAGCCUCCUUACAAUUAAUCCAAUUAUGGUUCCAAAUGUAUAGAAACAGCAAGCAUUUAGAAAGGGUGAUGAAGGAGUCAAUAUUGUAAUCAAUAACUAAGGAUAAUAAAAUCAAUAAGUUAAUUAAGAAAAUGAACAAGUUAACUUAGAUUAAAAUGUAAGUCCAAAAAGGAGGUCCAGUGAUAAAAAGUCUCCUACAAGAUCCUUAAAGAAAUUUUAAACACAACAAACAAUAGUAAAGAAACUUAAUAUUGGUACUUAUGAUGGAAUAGAAACAUUAUAAUCAACUAAUAGAAAAAGUGUAAGAUCACGUCCUUCAGUAGUUAAUAGUGAAAGGAAUAGUGUUUAAGCAUAAUCUCCAGGAUAAAGAAUAAUAAGUACUCCUAGAAUAUCUUCAGUUUCUAAUCUCUAAAUAAGUGGAAAAUUACUUGUAGACUCUAUUUAUAAAAUUCCUAAACCAUUAAAAGAUUACUAUGUAAGAUAUAGUAAUAACAUUAGAAAUGCCAUUAAAUAUCUAAGAUAUUUUUUACUCAUAAAGAUGGAAUUUCAAGAACUUUUAUGACUUUUUAAAUAUAUUUUAGAUAAAUAACUUGUUUUGAGAUUUGUGGAAUAUUAUUAAUUUAAACAUAAAAUCUAUCAUUUUAUAUAAUUAUAGGAGCAACAUGUGGAGGAUAUGUAGUUUUAAAAAUUUUGGAUUAUCAUUUGAUCAAGAAAAUUAGCAAAGGUUCAUGGGUAUUAACAUUAAAGAUUAUUAAUUAUACAUUUUGGUUAUCCAUAUUAGCUGUUUUAAUAUUUGGUAUAAUUUGGUUUGAAAUCAAUAAUUUAUUAUGCAUUAUAUACUAUUUACCUGCAUUAAUUAUGGAAAUAAUAGUGGACCCUAUUAGAUAUUUAAUAAUAAAAUACUGUUUAGCAGAUUCAAAGAAGGGUCAAAAUUAAACAUUAAAUUAAGUUAAUGUGCUUAAAGUAAUGGAAUAAAUUAAAUGA